Gadus macrocephalus (Pacific cod) is the source of this 3996-nucleotide messenger RNA. It is a transcript of the gene cnot6l, whose product is annotated as CCR4-NOT transcription complex, subunit 6-like. Gene Ontology annotation, biological process: nuclear-transcribed mRNA poly(A) tail shortening. The transcript has 12 exons. The record is from RefSeq and is a predicted model, not a curated record. Bases 219 to 1874 code for a protein of 551 amino acids. NCBI's taxonomy places the organism in Eukaryota, Metazoa, Chordata, Actinopteri, Gadiformes, Gadidae. Gene Ontology annotation, cellular component: CCR4-NOT complex; cytoplasm; nucleus. Gene Ontology annotation, molecular function: protein binding; poly(A)-specific ribonuclease activity.
GCGUUUGUUGUUCUUCCUUCAGAUCCGCAGGUCCUUUUGGAGGUCUAGUCGGGACCAGGUCAGGAGGUCUAGUCGGGACCAGGUCUAGUCGGGACCAGGUCAGGACGGUCCACCUCGCCGUCUGGAGGUCUAGUCGGGACCAGGUCAGGACGGGUCCACCUCCUUACCGACCGUAACUCUUAACUGUCUUCUCUGCCCCCGAAUGCAGACCUCCAGGGAUGCCCAAGGACAAGUAUGAACCCCCCGACCCUCGCCGCUGUUACUCCAUCAUGUCUGCUGAGGACGCCUCCAGCGGGAAGAGGAGCUACUGGGCCGAGCUCGAGAUAUCGGGUCGUGUGCGGAGUCUGAGCAGUUCUCUGUGGUCGCUGACCCACCUGACGGCGCUGCACAUCAACGACAACAACCUGAGCCGCCUCCCGCCGGAGAUCUCCAAUCUUCCUCACCUCGCCUACCUCAACCUCUCCUCCAACAAGCUGCGCAGCCUCCCGGCGGAGCUCGGAAACAUGGUCUCUCUCAGGGAGUUGUUGCUCAACAACAACCUGUUACGGGUUCUGCCUUAUGAACUGGGACGACUCUUCCAGCUCCAGACUCUGGGACUAAAGGGUAAUCCGUUGUCCCAGGAUAUCCUCAACUUGUACCAGGAACCCGACGGCACCAGGAAGCUCCUCAACUACAUGCUGGAUAAUCUAGCUGUGCAUCCUGAACAGCUUCCCCAGAGGCCUUGGAUCACUCUGAAGGAGAGGGACCAGAGCGUCCCUACAGCGGUGUUCACGGUCAUGUGCUACAACGUGCUGUGUGAGAAGUAUGCCACGCGGCAGCUGUACGGCUACUGUCCCUCCUGGGCUCUGAGCUGGAGCUACCGCAGGAAGGGCAUCAUGGAGGAGAUCACCAGCUGCCACGCAGACAUCAUCAGCCUGCAGGAGGUGGAGACGGAGCAGUACUACACCCUGUUCCUGGACACGCUGAAGGAGCAGGGAUAUGACGGAUACUUCUGCCCAAAGUCUCGUGCCAAGCUGGUGUCCGAACCCGAGCGCAAGCACGUCGACGGUUGCGCCAUCUUCUUCAAGACACAGAAGUUCACUCUGGUGCAGAAACACACUGUAGAGUUCAACCAGGUAGCCAUGGCUAACUCGGAGGGGUCAGAGAUCAUGCUCAACAGGGUGAUGACCAAGGACAACAUCGGGGUCGCCGUGCUCCUGGAGGUCAACAAGGACAUGUUCUCAGGCGGUAUGAAGGCUCCACCCGAGAGGCAGAUGAUCUUGGUUGCUAACGCCCACAUGCAUUGGGACCCGGAGUUCUCUGACGUCAAGCUCAUCCAGACCAUGAUGUUCCUCUCUGAGCUCAAGAGCAUCGCUGAGAGGGCUGCCACUUCCCUAACCUCUGACCCCGCAACCAUCCCCAUCGUCUUGUGUGCCGACCUCAACUCCCUGCCUGACUCUGGUGUGGUGGAAUACCUGAGUAGUGGGGGCGUGGCCGAGAACCACAAGGACUUCAAGGAGCUCCGCUACACCGACUGUCUCACCAACUUCAGCUGCAACGCCAAGAGCACGCCCAACGGGAAGAGGAGCCCCGCAGACCGGAGCAUCACCCACAGCUUUCAGCUGAAGAGCGCCUACGACUGCAGCGCCAUGCCCUUCACCAACUACACCUACGACUUCAAGGGGGUGAUCGACUACAUCUUCUCGUCCAGGACCCACCUCACCACGCUGGGUGUGCUGGGCCCGCUGGACCCCCAGUGGCUCCAGGAAAACAGCAUUCUGGGCUGCCCCCACCCCCACAUCCCCUCAGACCAUUUCUCCCUGCUGGCCCAGCUGGAGCUGGCCCCGCCCCUCACACACCCCCUCAACGGCCUACACAUGCCUGUACACAGGUAGUGAAUCUAGACCCCACCUCCUUCUCCUGAUGUCACCUUACCACCACCCUGCUGCUACAGGACGCUGUCAGCCAAUCACUACUCUCCCCCCCGGACCCCCCUCCCCCCUCUACACGCAUAUACACACAAAUACACACACUCUCACACACCACAGGAGUUGAGUAUGGGCCUGUUUUGCACAUUGACGGAUUGUUUUUGUAUCUGAUUGGACAAUCAUCAUCCCGUUGUCAUGACACUGGAUGUUCAUGUGGGAUUCUGUUGCCUUGGUAACCAGCAUCAUCUCUCAGUUCAUCCUCCUGCGUCCUAGGAGCCCAAGUUCAUGGGGUCACCACCAGUAGAUGCAGCUGUUCUUGUGCAUCCUGGUGUGUUAGGGCGCGGAUUAGGUUCCUGAUUCCUAGACGUCUCUAAAGUACUUGACCCUUAUCUUUCAUCUACCAUGGCAAGCGCUUCCUUCGUUUUGCUUAAAUUAAAUGAUGUAAUUUAAGGAUUUGUGUGUAUAGAUGUAUAGAUAUAUCUAUAUAGAUAUACUGAUAUCGAUACAGAUAUAUAUCUAAGAGAGAUAGAUUGAAGGAUAGAAUUUUUUAUAUAUAUAUAUAUAUAUAUAUAUAUAUAUAUAUAUAUAUAUACACACACACACACACAGUGCUGCUAUGGCAAUCACUAUUAGCUUUAAAAUGAGCUUCCUGGCAGCUCAUUGGCCAAAGGGUCUUCUGACCAGGAGGUGAAGAGUUUAAACCAGGAAAUGAGGACUGAGUCUUGUAACAGGAGGUUAAGAUUCUAAACCAGGAGGUUAAGUGACUUCUAGCCAGGAGGUAGAGCGUCUUCUAAAGAUAAUUUAUUGAAUUGAGAAACAAGAGAUGGGAGACUGUUCCCUCCUGAUUUAUGAAUGUAUGCAGGUUGGUGGAGGUUGGCGGUAACCGUAGGUACCGUAAAAUAACCUGAGAAUGGCUGCAUCUGCCCAACCUUGACCUGUUCGCACGGUAACUCAGGGCCUACUCCCAGUGGUGUCUUCAACCAACAGUGACCGUCUAAGGAUCUCUACCAGUACACCAUUGAACCCAGCAUCUGGUUUCAAAACCAGAUAUAGACCAACACCUGGUCUCAUAACCAGAUCUAGACUCACACCUGGUCUCCAAACCAGAUCUAGGCUCACACCUGGUCUCCUAAACAGAUCAUGACUCACACCUGGUCUCCAAACCAGAUCCAUGCUGACACCUGGUCUCCAUCUAGAUCUAGAAAAACACCUGGUUUACAAACCAGAUCUAGAAUAACCCCUGGUUUACAAACCAGAUUUAGUCAGACUCAAGUUUUCCAAAUGUACACAGAGGUCUCCAUUACAGAUUAUUACUUACACCAGAUUAUACAAAAGAUGUAAACCGAAAACAGAUCUCCACACCACAGUUAGACUGACUCCAGCUCUCCAACCUAACUUCCCCUAACCAGAGAUUUGAGAUCAGAUCUCAAAACCAGAUUCUCACCAAGACCAAAUCUCAGAACCAGAUUUACAUUGACACCAUAUCCACAAAACAGAUUUACACUGACACCUGAUAUCCAUGAAAACGUGCAAUAUAUCCUGCAUUUGAUCCAAAACUAGCCAUAAUACUUUCUCCCCACCUGACCUUAAAAUGUGAACUUUGUUCAAAACUCUUCAAUCCAGGGGGCCAAAGGAUUCAUGCUCUGCUUUAAAUUGCACACUGAUUGUUUUUGUUAGCAGGUGGUUCAUAACGAUACAGCAGCUAAAUGUAGCUUGUGUUUUAUGUUAGCAUAGAGCUUGCGUUUCAUGUUAGCAUAGUUAGCUGUGGCUAUGGCUAAUGUUUCAGCUGCUGCCAGGUUAACCCUUGAGGCCAGCCCUCCAGGCCUAUACCCUACUCCCUAAAGCCACUGAGUCGUGUUAAGUGAAGCUUGUUUCAUCUGUACCCUCCACCUGCCAGGGAACCGACUGACAGCCACUGUUUUUUUAUCUUCUUGAUGAUCUCAAUAUCCACCAGAGGCUGAGAGAAAGUUCCUAUCCAGACCAAAUGGUCAUAAAUCCAAAUUCAGCUGAUACUUUGUACAAUUCAACACCACUUUUGAAAAACAUCACUACAAAAGAUAAACAGAAUUGUUGUAGAUUGCAAAGUAAA